CACCACCUCAGGCUACCAUCAUCAUGUCGCUACGACGCAGGUCGUGUAACGCUUGCUUUAAAGGCCGACGAAAAUGUGAUCUUUGCUAUCCCGUCUGUGAGAAUUGCAUGAGGACAAAGAAGAACUGCCAAUAUGCAUACCCGCCUAGGCCACGGGCCCGCACCAACGAACUACUAACUGCGUCAGACGAGAUAUUAGACGCUGUGUUACAGCUUCCACUGAGUUUCACACCAGGUACAUGUACCCCGGACAUCACGCCGGAGAGUAUUUCAUUUUCCGCCACAUCAAGACUCGUAGGCACCCUCGGCGAGGUGCAGCCAAUCCAAGGCAGCACACGGUCAUGGCAGUGGGUGAUGGACGAGCUGAAAUGUUACCCGGGGGAAUUUGCCCAACGGGGUGAGACGAUCUUCAUCCACCGUGACCUGUACCGAGACGAGAUGCCACAGCCUAUCCGGACAGCCUUUGGUGUCUGUUCUUCCUUCUGUCUCCGUUCCGAGACGACGAACCGGGAGAUGGCAUUCCGCGUGAUCGACGCUGAAGUCUCCGAGCUGCUCCAACCCCCCACCGACCCAAGUUCGAGCUCUGGUUGCACGCUAUCUCCGCUCCGAACGGAGCUCGCGCGCCUCCAAGCACUACUGCUCUACCAGACCAUCCGCCUCUUCCACGGCAACCUGCCACAGCGGAUCACGGCCGAACAGCAGGGGUCGAUGCUCAUGACCACGGCGCUGAAGAUUAUAGUCCGCGCGCAAUCCGAGCCGGAGCUUCAAAGGCCGAAUACCCGACAUGCUUGGGUCCUUGGCGAGUGCAUCCGACGCACAGCUCUCCUCGUGUACUUUCUCUACGGAGUCAACUCGGUGUACCGAGAAGGCAUCUGCGUGGGACUGCAUACGCUGCGGCAGUUGCCUUUGUCGGUAGAGAUAUCAUCCUGGGGCGUGGAUGGUGAGUGUGCAGUUCAAGGGGACCAGGAGCAUUGGCGCGGGGAGAAUGCGGAGACGCUUUCCUACGAAGCGUUCCUGGCGCGAUGGCUUGUUUCGAUGCCGCGGCGGCUAAGUCGCUUUGAAAAGUUGCUGAUUGUUCCGUGUCAGGGGCUGGAGGCUGCUGAAGCGUUUGAGGACCUGGGGGGUUUGGUUGCAGAGUCGAUAUGA
This is a messenger RNA of Aspergillus uvarum CBS 121591, 1145 nucleotides long. Its product is annotated as Zn(II)2Cys6 transcription factor domain-containing protein. Gene Ontology annotation, molecular function: DNA-binding transcription factor activity, RNA polymerase II-specific; zinc ion binding. The coding region runs from base 24 to 1145 and encodes 373 amino acids. The record is from RefSeq and is a predicted model, not a curated record. NCBI's taxonomy places the organism in Eukaryota, Fungi, Ascomycota, Eurotiomycetes, Eurotiales, Aspergillaceae. Gene Ontology annotation, biological process: regulation of DNA-templated transcription. The transcript is spliced from 2 exons.